This is a messenger RNA of Dendrobium catenatum, 996 nucleotides long. RefSeq lists its product as uncharacterized. The transcript is spliced from 5 exons. The record is from RefSeq and is a predicted model, not a curated record. The coding region runs from base 190 to 996 and encodes 268 amino acids. NCBI's taxonomy places the organism in Eukaryota, Viridiplantae, Streptophyta, Magnoliopsida, Asparagales, Orchidaceae.
CGUCAAAUUGAAUAAAAACGUUUAGUCCAGCUAUUUAUUUCCUAAACCCUAAAAACGUUUUGUCGAGCUAUUUAUUUUCUGACAAUUUCCAUUCGCCUACUUUCGCCUUUCGAAGAACCGACUCGUUCAGGCUUUUAUCCACGAGAUAGUUUUACGCGUUGAACGAGAGGCUAAAGUUGAGAUUGGGCGAUGGCUGAUGCUACUAUGACUACUAGCCACAUGUGCUACAUGUGUCGGCAAAGAGUGAACCCAGUCUUGGAACCUGAGCUUAAGUGCCUUUUUUGCGAUUGUGGAUUUGUGAAAGAAAUAGCCGGAAGGGAGGCGACUGAAUCUGAAGAUGCAGGAUCGGGGAAUGAGAGUGAUACACAAGCAUCCAAGAAGAAAAGAGCGAAAAAGAUGUUGACAGUUACUGGCAAAGGUCAUCAUGUUUCUCCAUCAAAGUCGCACAUUCUAGAAGAUGUUUUGAAACAUCAAUAUGUUGGAAGUCGACGAAUUGAAGAAUUGAAGCUGCGAUAUAUGAAUGUUGAAAUUGAAUUAACUAAGAUCUUGGAUGACUGGAACAAUGAGUUUAUGAAGAUUAAAUAUAUUCAGGAAAAGUAUAAGAAGAUGUAUGAUGACAAAAUCAAUGAGAUGAAAUUAAUGGAGGAGCAACUAAUAGAAUGCAGAGCAGAAUUGGCUAUUAUGAAAGCUUCAGCUUCUUUACAUAAUCAACAAAUGAAUCGCCUUCAUAUUAAGUUGGUGGAUACACCAGCAUUUUUAGUUACAACUGUUCAUGCGGUGAUAUUGUCCUUCAUAAGACGCCUGACAUUGGCAAAGGCUAUUGCAGAUCACUGCUGCAUGAAGCAAUACUUCCAGCUUGCAGAACUUGGAAGCAAUAAGCAAGAAACGUCAGGCAAAGAGAAAGCAAUGGGUGAAAGAGAAGGUGAAAGAGAAAGCAAUGGGCGUCCACUAUGCGUGGAGAUUUUAUCAUGGCUUCCUAGUCUGAUCUACGGGUGA